Molecule: messenger RNA, 3019 nt
Organism: Anguilla rostrata (American eel)
Lineage: Eukaryota; Metazoa; Chordata; Actinopteri; Anguilliformes; Anguillidae
Gene: rad23b
Product: RAD23 homolog B, nucleotide excision repair protein
Exons: 10
Coding region: 1137-2252 (371 amino acids)
Biological process (GO): nucleotide-excision repair; proteasome-mediated ubiquitin-dependent protein catabolic process
Cellular component (GO): nucleoplasm; cytosol
Molecular function (GO): ubiquitin binding; damaged DNA binding; polyubiquitin modification-dependent protein binding
Source: RefSeq, a predicted model, not a curated record
GUAGCUAGCCUACUCCGUUGGGAAGGGUGGUAGUUGGUUAGCUAGUUCGGCAGCGUAUUUGUGUUUGGACCGGGAUGCUAUUAGUUCGUUAAGUUAGUGCUAUUAUGAGGUAGUUAGUUAGCACAACAGGUUGAAUAACCUGGCACGUUAACCAACUUGACACGUUUCUUGUCCCAAAACGGUCUGUCUCCAAUUGCUAGCGACUAGCUAGGUAACAGUUCAACUGGCUUACGAAAGUAAAAGUAGGCUAGCUGUUACUAGCAUUAGCUAGCCACUCGGCUAACGUUAAUUUAAAAAAAAGAAACGUAUAAGCGUGUCAUACUUAUUGUUAGCAUGUAGAAUAGCAAUAAACGAACUAAAUUAAUAUGGGGUUUAACAGCAUGCUAGCCAAUUAGCGGAGAAAAAAUGUGAAAUGGCUAAAACAUUAAGUUAGCCUAUAUCAGUGGCGAGCUAAUUGCCAAACAGUCGGAGACGAUCGACCUAGGUUGUCGAGGUCUUGAGCUUGCGAUUUUAAGUAAAGCUACACUUAAUGAACAUUGUAAAGCCAACGUGAACAACUGGCGUUUUACACCAAAUACAUUUUGUCUUGUGGAAGUAGAAAGCGUCUGUAAUUUUCUUGUAGCUUGCUAACACAUUCGGUUAAAGUUAGCCAUCUGGCCGUUAUGUUUUCCAGGUAUUCAGAGCGUAGCGCUAGUAAGUUAACGUUUGUCUGCCCUAGAUCUCAUAUUAAACACUUUAACUUCAGCUGUUCAAAGUUGGUGUGUUGAGGGUAUCCUUCAGUCUCAAUUUUUUUUUCAAGAUAACUGACAGCAUAAGUUAGCUGGUCUGUAUAACUAACUUUGUUUGAAGCGAGUAUCUUCCACUGGGGACAACAUGGGGAAUUGGCCUGUAGAACUAUGACUUGGCACUUUAUGACUAGUACUCUUGUAGACCGAUAUUAAGUGCGUAUGACUGAUAGUCAAACUCGUUUUGGUGUUGAACUUUGAUUAUACUCCCAGGCAUGGUUGUGCUGCUUGGUGUUGCACGGUCAUCUAGGCAUUCACUCUUUCUAUAUAUUGCCACCAGUUGCCUUUAUCUUAAUGAGGCUUAAAAGGUAAAUCAUCCCCGUGAGACAACAGUGUGAGCAAACGUCCUACAUGUUGUGUCCUCAGGGCUGUCAGGUAAAGGCACUGAAGGAAAAAAUUGAGAACGAGAAGGGAAAAGAUGGUUUUCCAGUUGCAGGACAGAAAUUGAUAUACGCAGGAAAAAUCCUUAAUGAUGACACUGCACUCAAGGAGUACAAGAUUGACGAGAAGAACUUUGUGGUUGUCAUGGUGGCUAAGCCUAAACCAGCAUCAUCAUCUGCCCAAUCUUCCACUGCUGCCGUGACUACAACCCCAACCCCACCCAGCACUACGGCGCCUGCUGCUGCCCCCGUUGCAUCCACCACUGCUGAAACCCCGCCCAAAAGCACUAGCAAAGAGGACAAGCCCGCUGAGGAGAAGCCCCCUGAGAGCACCGCCCCUGCCUCCUCUCCCGUUAGCUCAUCAAGUCCCGUGACAAAUGUGAACAUUUUUGAAGAGGCCACCUCUGCUCUCGUGACAGGCCAGUCAUAUGAGAACAUGGUAACGGAGAUCAUGCUGAUGGGCUACGAGAGAGAGCAGGUUGUGGCGGCACUGAGGGCCAGCUUCAACAACCCAGACAGGGCUGUGGAGUACCUCCUGACAGGUCUUCCGGCAGAGGAGGAGAGUCACACAGUGGCCAACCCAGUUGUUCCCCCCUCGGGGGGGACUCCAGCUGCCACCACGGGGUCCCUGUCCUCGCCCUCCAGUGCCACCCCCACACAGCCCACUACCGCCUCUGGGGCCAACCCUCUGGAGUUCCUGAGGAACCAGCCGCAGUUCCAGCAGAUGAGGCAGAUCAUUCAGCAGAACCCAGCCCUGCUGCCUGCCUUACUGCAGCAGAUCGGGAGGGAGAACCCACAGCUGCUGCAGCAAAUCAGCAGUCAUCAAGAGCAAUUCAUCCAGAUGCUGAAUGAGCCUGUCCAGGAGGCAGGUCAGGGUGGAGGUGGAGGUGGAGGGGGAGGGGUGGCGGAGGCUGGAGGGGGACACAUGAACUACAUCCAGGUCACUCCCCAGGAGAAGGAAGCCAUUGAGAGGCUAAAAGCACUAGGAUUUCCUGAAGGACUUGUCAUACAGGCUUACUUUGCCUGUGAGAAGAAUGAGAACCUGGCAGCAAACUUCCUUUUACAACAGAACUUUGACGAUGAUUAAAGGGAGCUGUGGAAAUUUUGCUCAACUUUUUUUUUUUUUUUUGAUUUAUCAUUGGGGGGGGGGGGGGAGGGUUGGGGAAGGCCUUUGAUUUUUCUAGAUCUUACAUCAAUUUAUCAUCUUGGUAACACUGGAUCAACAUCUGUGUGAAAGAAAGGAACCGUUUCAUAACACUUCAAAUUGGUAACUUGGUAAACACCCCUUGCUUCAUUAGACAAAAACGGUGCAACCUGUUCCUUUUUCAUAUAGCCUGGAUGAACAUGAUUGUCUUUUAUUCUUCAGAAUGAAUACUGAUUUGAAGUGUUUAUUGCCAAUUAAAUGUUUCCCAACUUGUCAGCUGCACAUAGGUAGUGGAAUAGGUUGUUAUGUCAUGCAUCAAUGUUUUUUUUUUCCUUUUUUCUUUUUGAUUGGACAGUAUAGGCUUGCCAGUGCUGUUUAAAUUUACACAGUAAAGCAAAAUCAGUAAAGAUUUUAAAGCAAACUUUGUUUUCUUUUUAUAAAUUACCAUUAUACUGUUUAUUAAUCUGAAAGGAAUUGGCUCCAAGUGUAGUGCAUGCAAUACGCUCAGUUUACAUGUUCCAGGGGAAUUACAUGUACACAACAGUGAACUAUCGCCAUAUUUUCAUGGAGACUGAAUGCAAUUCAUUCUAGUGUUAUCAAAAGAAUUGAAGGCAUGUAAAUGGCUUGUAGUAGGUGUUAGUAUUUACAGUUCCUAUUACUACAAUUUACUGUCAUUUUUACAGAGAAAUAAAACUUUUGAAUGUAUGAAA